Messenger RNA from Sclerotinia borealis F-4128, 1311 nucleotides. Lineage: Eukaryota; Fungi; Ascomycota; Leotiomycetes; Helotiales; Sclerotiniaceae. The record is from the annotation of a GenBank genome assembly.
AUGGCUGGACAACCUGGGGCCUCUCGAACAAGUCGAGGGGAAACUUCUCUUGAUGCGGCAAUGCGAGCACCUUCUACCACUGCUCCAGAUGUUGUCGUUCUUAGCUUUCUGGACGAGGAUAUAAAAGUAAAGGAAGUGGCAGAUCCCAAAAAGGAUCUUUGGGUAUCUAGUGUCGAUGGUCGCUAUUCAUCACCAAUAAUUCCGAUCCGUGUUGGACCUCAUGCCGAAACGUUCCAUGUUCACCGCGAUAUUCUCACCAAAUCAGAAUACUUCAGAAAAGCUUUGGAUGGAGAAUUCAAAGAGGCCGCAGAACAAGCCAUUGAUUUACCCGAGGAAGAUCCCACUCUGUUCGAGUUUGUCAUUGCCUUCCUCUACGAAUCGAAAUACUGCCCUCUACGUCCUGUCGCAGAAAUCAUUGUCGCCGAUCCCGAAAAGGGCAAAGGAAGAGAACAGAAUGACGAUGGAAAUGCUUCGGGUAGUGACGACGGAACAGAGAGUGGAACCGCAAGCGAUGAGAGUGCCAGAAGUCGGAGGAGACGAGAUACCCGUCGUAGACGUCAAGAACGAGCCUGGGAACAAAGACAACGAAAGGAACCUGGACGUCAUCGACCAGAUUGUAAUUGUACUCAAUGUACUCUAGAAACCUUCGGUCCAACUUGUUGGAAUUGUGGCGUGACGAGAAGGAUGCCUCAACCUAGAAAUCGUUGGGUGAAUGGCAUGCCACCUCCACCUCAACCAAUGGUCAUGGGCCGCAAUGGUUAUCCUCAUCCCCCUGUUCAGAGAGAUCGUAGACGAGGCUCACGAAAUAAUGCCUUGGAGGAACCACCUGUGGAGGAGAGAAUGUCUCAAGAAGACUUGAGAACUUGGUCAAUAGCGUAUUCCAUCAGUGUCGAUGUUUACGUUUGCGCUGAAAGAUAUCUAAUUCAGGACUUCAAAAGUUGUGUAGCGGCAGUCAUCGUCAACAAUUUUGAAGUUGCUGGUUCAGAUGCUGCACUACCAUCGGUCUUGAAUUCAUGCAAAACAUUACAUGAUGGAGUAAGCUCAAUGGAUCCUCUACUCAAGAAAGUCUUUGCUAGAGUUGGCUUCUUGCAAGCUAAACUAUGGAAGAAAUAUCCAGAGGAAACCUCGAAUUUCUUCAUGGACAAUCCGGAGAUAUCGACCCUGAUUCUUAAAGAAAUGGCCGAGAGGAGAGAAGAGGAUGUCAAAGAUGACUUGCCCGCCAUGGAUCGUCCUCCAUUGCCACCCUUACCGAGGGAAGAGAUAAUACAAGGUCCGAGACGUCGAAACUAUGGUCCAAUUCCUCAUUACUGA